Messenger RNA from Ectocarpus sp. CCAP 1310/34, 535 nucleotides. The record is from the annotation of a GenBank genome assembly. Lineage: Eukaryota; Phaeophyceae; Ectocarpales; Ectocarpaceae.
AAUGGCGUCGCGUGACUGCGCACGGCUGGUGUUCUUAGGAUGUCUGCACCACAUCGCUCGGGAUAAAGUAUUCCUCCAGCAGUUCGUGCUUUCUAUGCUGGCGACCGUCAUCCGGGGACCUGUCCGCGUAUUUGUGCCAUUCACCAGCGUCCAGAACGUCAACGGUGGAGAGUGGCAUUGGACCCUGUUCCAACCGCUGGUCGCACCGGACCCGGGACGUCAGACCGUUCAUGUUGUUAUGACGUAUGUUUCGAGCGCGGACUACAGACCCCAGUUCAGCGACGCCCACGAGUACAAACGUCUCAACGGUGGCCGCAUCAGGGAGUUGAACCACUUCGUGGCUCUGUCUCACGACAACACCGCGAAAAAUCACGAAGCUGCUGUCACAAGGAUGGCCGGUCUUGUGCGCUUGGCACAAGACGACAGCAAGGAGUCGGAGGCGAGGCUCAAGGAAGCUGUAGGGGACUCGGGUGGGCAAGAUGAAAUCGCGUACAAGUACAAGUUGUUCAUUUCCCGCGUUGCAAAUGGCACGUAG